GAUGGAUCUGCAAAUCUCAGUUUUUCUUCUCUUCAUUCUUUUCACUGCAGCACACUCUCUCAGCUGUUAUAAGUGCAUGGGUCGGAACGGUUCUUGUGCGGGACAAACGGUAAAAACAUGUCCCAGUGGAUCUUCUCAGUGCAUGAGUUUAACAAUGGUUACACAAAUCGGUAACAUUAGUCGUGAAGUGAAGGUUAAAGAUUGUUAUCCUGCCUGUCAAAAUGGGUCCCUGAACUUAGGCAGUUCAAAGUCAACUUAUUCCUGCUGUGACACGGACCUGUGUAACGUCCAAGAUGCUCCAGAUCAUCCCAGCAUUUUCCCUAAUGGAAAGAAAUGUUUCUCCUGUGAUGGACAGAGCUGCUCAACAGUGAGCUGUUCAGGGACUGAAGACCGCUGUGUUAAAGCAACAGUGAUUUAUGGUGACCUGUCAGUGCUUCUAAAAGGCUGCGUUUCUAAAUUCAUCUGUGAUGCUGCUGUUUCAGCAUUUAAUAAUUUUAACCUCGGGAGUGUCACAUGUUGUGAGGGGAAUCUGUGUAACGGUGCUCAGAGUGUCUCCCAGAGCUUCCUGUUCCUCUGCUGUUCUCUGCUCUCCUACUUCCUGCUGCACUGA
Messenger RNA from Megalobrama amblycephala (Wuchang bream), 610 nucleotides. Its product is annotated as urokinase plasminogen activator surface receptor-like. The transcript has 5 exons. Lineage: Eukaryota; Metazoa; Chordata; Actinopteri; Cypriniformes; Xenocyprididae. The record is from RefSeq and is a predicted model, not a curated record. The coding region runs from base 2 to 610 and encodes 202 amino acids.